UCUCAUAAGGAGACCAGUUGUAUACGGUACGAGAAAGGUGAAUCUGGAAAGAUUAGUACACCAAACUAUCCGUCACCAUACAGUUCAAAUGAUAAAUGUCGAUGGCUUAUCGAAGGACCAGUUAAUUCACGAAUACACCUCUCAUUUGAAGGUUUUGAAACAGAGGAAUACCAAGAUUUGGUCACUAUUUUGGAUGGUGGUCCAGCUGAAAAUUCGUCAGUUGUUAUGGGUAUUUUUUCUGGCAAAGAGGUACCAGAUGCUAUGACUUCUAGUACCAAUGUUAUGAUCGUUAAAUUUGCUAGUGAUGCACAAGUGCAAGCACGUGGAUUUCAAGCUAACUGGAGAACCAUUACCGUAGCCUGCGGAGGUACUUUGAAAGCUCAACCGUACGGUCAAACGUUGUCGAGUCCAGACUAUCCAAAGCCAUAUCCGAACGGUUUGGAAUGCGCAUGGACCAUUGACGCACCAAAAGGCCAACUUAUUUCACUUAAUGUGGAAGACUUGGAUUUGGAAUCAGCGCAUGAUUUUUUACUUAUCUAUGAUGGUUCAUCACCGUCCGCACCAGUCUUGGCCAGAUUAUCAAAAGCUUAUUCACUACCACAGCUUAUUACUUCCAGCCAAAAUCGUCUCUACAUAUACUUCUACUCUAAUUAUGCUCAAAAUGGCCGUGGAUUCAGUAUUGUUUAUAAAAGAGGUUGCUCAAACACAAUACGUCUGAAUGAUGGGGUUAUUGUAUCGCCUGGUUACAACAAAGUCCCGUAUCCAAAUUCACAAAAGUGUAUUUAUUCAGUAGAAUUACCAAAUGGCAAAAUUGACCAACCAUUAGCAUUUAUUAUAAAUAGUUUUGACGUAGCCGACGACGAUAGAUUUUUGAUGUACGAGGAAACUGAAGGCGGAAGACCAUUACAUACGGGUGAUGGAUUUAGUGCGGUUAAUCCGCCAGCAAAAAGUAUUUUCUCACAAAAGAGUAUCGUACAAAUUGUUUUCCACACCAAUUCAAUUCGCAAUGGUCUUGGCUGGAACAUAACUUUUUCAACUAAUUGCCCACCACUAAUAACACCAAAGUUGGUAUCUUUAUCCACCAGAACGUCAGCAUUUGGAACCAAAGUAACCGUAUCAUGUCCGAGAGGUUAUGAAUUUGUUACCGGCCGAGGACAAAUGUUUGAUGUUACCUGUGAGCUUGGUGGAAAAUGGACGGAAAGUCGAAUUCCAGAUUGCCAACCGGUUUAUUGUAAAGCAGUUCCGCAAAUCGCUAAUGGCUUUGCUUCAUCGGCUACAAACGUUUCAUUUGGCGGUUCGUCAAAAUACAACUGCUAUGACGGUUUCAGCUUUCCAAGUGGAAAAACCACAGAAGAAAUUUUUUGUACCGAUGAAGGAAGAUGGACACCAACCCCUUCUUGCAAAGCUCAAACCUGCCCAGCUCUACCACCAUUCACUAACGGGGAUCGCAUAUUAGAAUUCGGAGAUGGUACUGGCUACGGUACCGUAUUUCGUUUCGAAUGCGCUCCUGGAUUCAAACGAACUGGUGCUGCAACACUUUUAUGCCAGGCAACUGGUGAAUGGUCGUUUGAACAACCUUAUUGCAAAAAGUUAUCAUGCACAAAUGUUCCAAGAAUCGCAAAUGGUGUUAUUGUAACUGGUGAAAAAUUUGAAUUUGGCGAUUCGGCACAUAUAGAGUGCCAUCCAGGAUUUCGGACAGUUGGUGUCGACUCACUUCGUUGUCUUGCAAAUCAGACAUUAAGCGAUGUUGCUGAGUGUCGGGAUAUUGACGAAUGUGCUGAAGCUUGCACGCCUGCCUCAACUUUGAAGGCAACGUCCAUCGAGGCUUCAUCUGAGAAAGAGCAAUUCAAGGCUGAAAACUAUUCAACAACUGGAUGGUGCGCCGAUGAGGAUGAUCGUCAGAGGACAAUCACUUUUACAUUCGCGGUACCAAAAAUAAUAGAGCGAAUACGUAUCGAAAAAGUGUCAAAAGAGGCUUAUCCAACAGAAUUUGAGAUCAGAUAUUCAAAUUAUACCGGAGUUCCGUUGGAACAUUAUUUAGCUGGCAACAUCACAAGCUUACAAACGCGUAAUGUAGCUGUUGUUGGUGGUGAACUGCUGGUGCUUCCAAGAUCUAUUGAAGCUCGAGUAUUUCAGCUGGUUCUCAAAAAUUUUUCGCAAGAAGCGUGCGCUAAGUUUGAAAUUCUUGGCUGCCAUAAAACUAACUGUAUUGACAUUAAUGAAUGUGCCAAUAACAAUGGAAAUUGUGAACAAGUUUGUAUCAACACACAAGGAUCUUAUCGUUGUUCAUGCGAAACGGGUUACGAUUUAUUAAUUGAAAAUGGUCAGGGCGGAGUUUUUAUUAAGGAAGGAGAAACUGGAUCGAGUGUUUUGGAUAAAGUUCGAUUUAAUCAAAGUUGCGUUCCUAAAACGUGCCCAAAACUUACUGCACCGGUUAACGGGCUGCUGUUGACAACGGCAAAAACGUUCCAUUAUCCACUAGUUGUUGAGUUCCAAUGUCGCUUUGCUUAUCAGAUGAUGGGACCAAGUCAUCUAAAAUGCAUGCAAGAUGGGACCUGGAAUGGAACAGCACCAUUAUGCAUUCCAGCAACGUGUCAGGGAAUUCGGAACAAUUCAGCUAUUGGAUUAUUUGUAACUCCAGAAAAUAACACGAUUGCAUACGGUGGCAAUGUUUCUAUUGUUUGCAGUCAACAAAAUCGUCCAGCUGGUAACUCUCUCCUGGCUUCAUUUCGGCAAUGUAUUUACGAUCCACAAAAGGACGGACGUGAUUACUGGUUGUCUGGCCCAGAAGUAGAUUGUCCUUUAGUAGUUUGUGGACCACCUCCAGCGCUUGCAGGUGUUAUGUAUGAAGGCGACGACAAUUCAUACAAGGUUGGUUCAGCGUUUACCUUUAGUUGUCGGCCACCGUAUAGUUUAGUUGGAAAGUCAAGCUAUGAUGAUCGAAUCAUUCGCUGCAAUGUCGAUGGUAACUGGGAUCUUGGCGACUUACGGUGUGAAGGACCGGUUUGUGUCGAUCCUGGUUAUCCCGACGGAGGAGAAAUACAACUGGAUUCUGUAGAAGAAGGCGCUCAAGCUAAGUUUACUUGUACUCGCUCAGGCUACCGGCCAUUUCCGUCUGAUACAAUCAACUGCACCCUUGGCACAGCCUGUGUUUUGGCAGAAGACGUUGGAAUUUCAUCUGGGUUUAUCCCAGAUGGAGCUUUUGCAGAUAACUCUGAAACCACUACAUGGGGUUACGAACCUCACAAGGCUCGAAUGUCAUCAACUGGUUGGUGUGGUUCAAAAGAUGCUUUCAUCUUCUUAUCUGUUGACCUGCAAAGAAUCUAUACGCUUACAACAUUGCGUAUGGCAGGUGUUGCCGGAAGCGGGCAUCUUAGGGGUCACGUAACCAAAAUGCAACUGUUUUACAAGACUCAGUUUAGCCAAAAUUAUGAUACUUAUCCAGUGGAAUUUGCGACGCCAUCGGGUAAUCAUAACGCCAUGCAUCAAUUUGAACUUAAUCCUCCAUUACGCGCUCGAUAUAUCUUGCUGGGUGUUACUGAAUAUGAACAAAAUCCCUGCAUUCGUUUUGAUUUACAAGGUUGUCUCGCUCCUCUGUCGGUUGCUCAUGAAAUUCCUUCACACCUUCAGGUUGGUUGGAACGCAUCUGUCCCACAGUGCGUUGAUAGUGAACCACCGACAUUCCAUAACUGCCCACAAAACCCUGUUUAUGUUCUUACGGAUGAAAAUGGACAACUGCUGCCUGCAAGCUUUGAUAUACCGACUGCAGAGGAUAACUCUGGUUCUAUCUCCUACAUCCGUGUUACACCUGAAGAUUUUGAACCUCCACAAAUUAUCACAAAGGAUAUAAAUAUCGUUUACACAGCUUUCGACGAUGCAGGCAAUUCAGCAGAAUGUGUCGUUCAGUUGAGGAUACCUGAUACCCAACCACCAGUAAUGAAAUGCCCUGAUUCAUAUAUAAUUCCUGCUGUCGAAGGACAAGAGGAGGAAUUAGUUUAUUUCAAUGAUAGUUCCGUACAGAUGGUAAUUCAGGAUAUUUCUAACAUAUCAGAAGUUGUUUUUACUCCAACGGAAGCUCUGUUAACCCUUGGAUCUCACGUGACUGUUGAAGUAACAGCAACCGACAGCGUUCUGAAUAGGAAUAAAUGCAAAUUUCAAGUUUCACUCCAACCUAAGCCUUGUUCGCCUUGGUCGCUGUUCAGCGACAAGUCUGUCAAGAAAAAGUGUGUGCAACAAAAUAGUGAAACGGUAUGUACAGUAGCUUGCAUUCCUGGUUAUAUGUUCGUUGACGAUGACAGCUCCCUUCACAAGUUCACUUGUGGUGCCAGUGGUUUGUGGAGCCCAUCUGGUGUCGUACCUGCCUGCGUCCCGGUAGCCAAAGAACCCGCUCGUUACGAGUUGACGGUUGCAGUAAAUUAUUCCGUUUCAACACCCGUUGGUGCAGAUUGUCUAAAAAGCUAUACGGAGUUAGUAGCAGCAACAUUUGAUACCCUUGACGACACAUUAACCCAGCGUUGCUCGUCUUCCGUUCAAGUGUUUGUGCGAUUUUUAGAUGUGCAUUUUACCAGCAGUGGCCGCAGUGUCAGCGCAAAUUAUACUAUACAAAUAUUGCCAACCGUUCUACAAGAUGUAUUUUACGAAUUAUGCGGACUUACACUCCGGACAAUCUUCGACUUGCGCAUUCCAGGUGCGACAACCCCGGUUAGCAAGCUUUUGUCUAUUGCUGGAGACUCUAUAGCUACGCAAUCUGUAGCUUGUCCGUCUUUGAAUGCGACAAAAACGGCAAUCUCACAGGGUUUUGGUUGUGCUGACGGCGAAGUGUUACGGGGAACUGGGCAGGAAACUCUCCCAGUUUGCUUUCCUUGUCCGAAAGGCUCAGUUCACGUAAAUAAUACAUGUGAGCUAUGUCCAGUUGGGAGUUAUCAAGAUGAAGCUGCUCAACUCAGUUGUAAAGCCUGCCCAGAACAAACUUUUACCCAGUUUUCUGGAUCACAAUCUGUAAACGCAUGCUUACCUGUUUGCGGUAACGGUAUGUACAGCGAAACAGGUCUAGUACCCUGUCAGCUUUGUCCUCGUCAUACCUUUUCGGGUCCAUCGCUAUUCGGUGGUUACAAACAAUGUGAUUCGUGCCCGCAGGGGACAUAUACUGCAAAACUGGGAUCAACUGGCCCAUCGCAGUGUAAACAACCAUGCCCAACAGGACACUUUUCAUCAACUGGUUUAGAACCAUGCUCACCUUGUCCUAUUAAUUGGUACCAGCCAGCGUUGGGACAACAAAGAUGUAUUGAAUGCUCAAACAACACCGCGACAAGAGGUCCAGGUACUACUGAAGAAGGACAAUGUCAGCCGGUUGAUUGUUCUACAUUUAAAUGUGAAAAUAAAGCUAGUUGUACUGUAGAAAAGCAUAAAGCUAUUUGUCUCUGCAGACCGGGAUUUACUGGCCAACGAUGUGAACAACAAAUGCCACUAUGUGACACUCAACCAUGUUUGAAUGGUGGUAUUUGUGAGGUUGCAGCUGGAACGUUCCGAUGUAUCUGUCCACAAAAUUAUACGGGAAGUAGAUGCCAGUUUGGUCCUGAUGAAUGUAUUGGGGUGAGUUGUCCUAAUGGUGGAGUCUGCCAAGACCUUCCUGGUUUAGGAACUACAAAAUGCAUAUGCAGGCAAGUAACGGGUUUUACUGGACCAGACUGCUCCCAAAUAGUGGAUCCAUGUUCAAUGGAAAAUCCUUGCAAACAUGGGGCCGACUGCGUUCCUCUACAGCUGGGUAGAUUUAAAUGUAAAUGCCUUCCAGGAUGGACAGGUCCAACUUGUCUAGUUAAUAUCGAUGACUGUGCUGACAAUCCAUGCGCGCUGAAUGCAACAUGUACUGAUCUUGUAAAUGACUUUCAAUGCGAGUGUCCUUCUGGAUUUGGAGGCAAGAGAUGUCAUGAAAAGAUUGAUUUAUGUGCGCAGAAUCCCUGUGUUAACGGUCUCUGUGUCGAUGCACUUCAUAGUCUGAAGUGCGUUUGUGAACCUGGUUGGACCGGAGAAUUGUGUGAAACAAAUAUUGAUGAUUGUGCUGAUAAACCUUGCUUGAACGGCGCCACCUGUAAGGACCAGGUUGACGGAUUCACUUGCCAGUGUGCUCCUGGAUUUCAUGGUUCUCUCUGUCAGCACAUGACAAAUCACUGUGCGACUUCGCCGUGUCGAAAUAAUGCUACUUGUGUUAACAGGGGUGCUCAAUAUGAGUGCCAAUGUCUAUUAGGAUUUGAAGGAACCCACUGCGAGCACAACAUCAACGAGUGCGAUUUGCUUGGUAAAUGUUCACAGGAAGGUACGGAACUGUGUGAAGACUUUGUUAACGGUUACCGGUGUCACUGUCGACAGGGGUACACUGGAGAGCUUUGCGAAAUACAUAUUGACCAGUGCGCUUCUGAGCCAUGCAUGAACAAUGGAACAUGUAUUGAUGCUGGUCCAGAAUUUCGCUGUGAAUGUUCUCGAGGAUGGAAGGGUGCACGUUGUGAACUUGAAGACGGCUUAUGUGCACUUAAUCCAUGCCACAAUGAUGCACACUGCGUAAAUCUGGUUGCUGACUACUUUUGUGUUUGUCCGGAAGGCGUAAACGGCAAAAACUGCGAAACUGCUCCUAAUCGAUGCAUUGGCGAACCAUGCCAUAAUGGCGGUGUCUGUGGAGACUUUGGUUCACAUCUUGAAUGUACAUGUCCUAAAGAUUAUGUUGGACUUGGGUGCCAAUACGAGCUUGACGCAUGUCAGGAAAAUGUUUGUCAGAACGACGGUGAAUGCGUUCCAACAGAACAGAAAGGAUACAAAUGCGUAUGCAAACCAGGAUUUACGGGUAAGGACUGCGAGACCAAUAUUAAUGAUUGCGAAAGGACACCAUGUCCUUUAUCAGCAACAUGCAUAGACCAGGUCGAUGGAUACUUCUGCAAGUGUCCCUUCAAUAUGACUGGUGUCAACUGUGACAAAGCUAUUGACGUGGAUUACGAUCUCAGAUUUUACGAUCCUCUAUUACCAGCUACAGCAGCUUUGUCUAUACCUUUCAAAUUCUCGUCAAAAGCACUUUCGCUGUCGUUGUGGGUCAAAUUUGAUGCACCGUUCUCAAGAGGCACAGUAAUCACUGUUUACAACAGCAAGGAAGAGAAUUACCCAUCAAAAAUUAGUGAAUUACUUCGGGUAUCAGCUGAUAACGUUCAUCUGAACAUGUUCCAUGACGAAACACCCUUGAAUUUGCAUUUCCCAUCAAAUCAACGUCUUAACGAUGGUCACUGGAACAAUCUGGUAAUUACUUGGAAAUCCGAAAACGGUGCUUAUUCUUUAAUCUGGAAUGCUGUGCGAAUUUAUGCGGAUGUUGGAUAUGGCACAAACAAAAUGAUUGACAUCAACGCCUGGGUAUCUCUGGGUGAAGCUAUCAACGAUCCUCCUGGUGAACCAAAGUUUGUUGGUUCCGUUACCAGGAUUAAAAUGUGGAACCGAGUUCUUGACUUUGAAAGCGAAAUUCCUAGCAUUGUUCACGACUGCCAGUCACCUAACGAGCUUUAUGACGGUUUAGUUUUGCGGUUUGCUGGUUACAAUCGUUUAUCUGGGAAAGUUGAGAGAGUUGUGAAAAGUACAUGUGGUAGAGAACAGAACGGAAGGAAGUUGGAAAAGACUCUGCAAGUAGAGACCUGCCCAUCUGACAUAUUCGUUACCACUUUAAACAAAGAGGUAAACGUGUCCUGGGAAGAGCCUCGUUUUAUCUCGAAUGACGGCCCUAUUACAAUAGAAAGGAACUUAAAACCAGGUCAAGUGUUCACAUGGGGUGAAUACCUUGUAGUUUACCUCGCCAAAGAUAAGACGUCAUCGGCAGAGUGCACAUUUAAGAUUUAUGUGGUUCGCGAUUUCUGCCCCGAACUUGAAGACCCACCUCACGGUAUUCAAGCAUGUGAAUCUUGGGGUCCACAGCUACGUUAUAAAGCUUGUUCUAUACAGUGUGAGGGCGGGUACGAGUUUAGUAUAGAACCUCCAAUAUUUUAUUCAUGUGCUGCAGAUGGGAUGUGGAGGCCACGUGCGGAGAAUUCAUUUAUUUUCCGAUAUCCUCAGUGUUCUAAGGCUCAUCCAGCGUUGAGAGUCGCUGAUGUGACUAUCAAUUACCCGACAGUAUCUAUAUGUAACGCUGCUGGGAAGAAUACUUUAGCUGAGAAACUUUCUCAGCGAAUAAAACUUUUGAAUAAUAGACGAGGAAUUUUUGCACAAAAGAGCGAUAAUGGAACUGCACCAUUCAAUGUUACUGUGACCUGUUUAUCAGAAAAAGAUAUUUCACGCAAGCGGCGUGCAGCGGAUCAAAUUUUCCAUGUUCACAUUGCUAUUCCUAUUGCCAGUGAUACGAAAGAAGGUGAAAAGGCUAUCACUAAAAAGAUCAUUGAUGUUUUAGAAGAAGAAAUACUUUUGAAGGACAUCUUCAAUCUUGAACAGGUGCUUCCCAACGGUCGGCCAAAUUUGAAUUCAUUUGAGCUUAAAGAGCGUUACGUUUGCGAGCCAGGGCAUGUAAAUGUUAGAAGUUUAUGUGUCCCGUGCGCUCCUGGCUCUAUGUAUGAUGCCGCAACCAAAAAAUGUCAGCUUUGUCCUAUUGGUGAAUACCAAACAAAAACGGGUCAGAACUUUUGUAUAUCUUGUCCGGAAGGGCAAAUAACAACAAGCCUUGGUUCAACCCAGCUGGCGGAUUGUAAAACGGAAUGUGAAGCAGGCCAUAUGUUUGAUCUUCAAAAAGGGGUGUGUGAACCAUGUGGUUUUGGAUUCUUCCAACCAGUUCCUGGUUCAUUUAGUUGUCUACCAUGCGGCGUUGGAAAGACUACUUUAACAGAAACAUCUGCUAGCGAGGACGAAUGUCGCGAUGAAUGUCCAGAUGGCGAACAGCUUGUACAGGCUGGGGUAUGUCUUCCAUGUCCACAGGGAACUUACCGAACAAAAGGUGUUCACAAAGGCUGUAUUGAGUGUCCGCCAGGCACGACGACUGAAGGUCCAUCGUCAGUUAAACGAUCACAAUGUAAUACUCCACGCUGUACAGCCGGACAGUUCCUUGUCACUUCAACAAAGCAGUGCCAGUUUUGUCCACGUGGUACUUAUCAAGAAGAAGAACUUCAAACAAGCUGCAAAUUAUGCCCGCAAGAUUUUACUACAGCUUCACAGGGAGCAACCCAAGAAAGUCAGUGUUAUUCGACAAAUCAAUGCGCAACUGGUGAAGAUGAUUGCUCUUGGCAUGCUAUUUGUAUAGAUCUUCCAGAUGAAAAUGACGUUCCCUCUUACCAGUGCAAGUGUAAACCCGGUUACAAGGGUAAUGGAACUCAUUGUCAAGAUGCUUGUAACAAUUACUGUCUUAAUGAUGGUAUUUGUAAAAAGAAUCCAAUUGGUUAUGUUGAAUGCAUAUGUAAAGAAAACUUCUCUGGAGAGCGAUGUGAAGCAAGACUUCAAUUGAGAACGCAAAAAGUGGCGCUUAUAACGGCUGGAAUUGGUGGAAUUGUAGCAAUUCUCGUUAUAAUUGUUGUGAUAAUAUGGAUGAUAUCGUAUCGUUUCAAUCGUGCUGACGAUCUUUCUGAGCCAGAAAAGACACCGGUUGAAGAACCUGUACAAAGCAACUUUUUAUAUGGCCGUGGCUCUGUCGAACAACCAAGACCAAUUGGAUAUUAUUACGAAGAUGACGAUGAAUAUGAUAUGAAAACAAUGUAUGUUGGUGAUGAAGAAAAAGAAAUGGAAGAACGAGUACGGCAUGCUCAAGCACAUAUGUAUAUUCCAGGUGCAAAUCGUGAUGAGUGA
This is a messenger RNA of Enterobius vermicularis (human pinworm), 9789 nucleotides long. The record is from the annotation of a GenBank genome assembly. Lineage: Eukaryota; Metazoa; Nematoda; Chromadorea; Rhabditida; Oxyuridae.